Messenger RNA from Manduca sexta (tobacco hornworm), 4786 nucleotides. RefSeq lists its product as uncharacterized. Gene Ontology annotation, cellular component: pericentric heterochromatin. NCBI's taxonomy places the organism in Eukaryota, Metazoa, Arthropoda, Insecta, Lepidoptera, Sphingidae. The record is from RefSeq and is a predicted model, not a curated record. The transcript is spliced from 21 exons. Gene Ontology annotation, molecular function: chromatin binding. The coding region runs from base 252 to 2927 and encodes 891 amino acids. Gene Ontology annotation, biological process: negative regulation of transcription by RNA polymerase II; chromatin organization.
GUGACAUUAUUUGUCUUUUGCAUAAACAUAGUAAAUAUCACACGGUGCAAAAAAUGGUUACAAUGUGUAUAAUGCCGCGAAAGUAUCUAAUUUUAUCACUACAACGAGUGUAUAAUUCAAUGAGCGUCGAUUUGUGUCAUACAAUUUUAAUAUUUUUUAUUUCUUCAUAACAAUGGUUCAAUUUAACUGUUUAAUCCAGAACCAGUUUAUUUUACUGUUAUUGGGAUAAAGUAUAGUUUGCUUUUACAAGGAUGACUUCCAUGGAAGAAAGCGAGAGUCCGCCGGAAGAAGUGCCGCCGGGAAACCCUGAAGAACUUUCUAAAAAUCCAACGGCUUUGAAAGAAGCCCAUGAGCUGAUGUCUACGUUGGAUGUACUGGUAUGUGGCCAGUGUCAUGCCGCAUUCCACUUUGUUGAUGAGUUCAAAGAGCAUAAAGAUGCUAACAACUGCAGUGGAAAAUCACCUGUAAGAGAUAGCAAUGAAAGCAAGGCUCAGGUGUGGGCAUUUCUUCUGUGGAAAUGUUCAUCAACGCGAGAGGGCACCACAGCAAAUUCGGAUAACAGCUGGAAACUGUACCAGCAGUGGUGCCGCAUGCCUGAGGCCCAACGCAAUGCCUGGAUCACAGCUGGCUCAAAUGUACAGGCACUUUCCAAAUAUGCACAUGCUAAAGUAAUGGAGGUGAAGACUGAAGAUCAAUUGGUACCGGUGCAAAAUCCACCCCAACAGGAAGUUAGGAAACGAGGCAGACCUAGGAAGAUACCUAAAGUGGAGGAUUCAGAAACGCAACCAUCGGCUGGGGAGGAUAGUGACGGUUUAUUUAAAGCUAGCACAGGACUAAAAGGUGUCCUUAAUAAAGUACCGAUGACACAAAAUAUAAAACCAAAGCAGGAGCCGAACGAGUCGGUGCGCAACGCGCAGGAGCGCGUGCCGCCCGAGGAGCGCAUCGCGCGCCGCACCGAGCGGCAGGGAGACCCCACCGAGGCCGGCGAGUACGUCGUCGAGAAGAUUCUCGCCAAGCGGUUCAACCCACGCCGCAAGCAGUACGAGUAUCUACUCAAGUGGGAGGGAUAUCCGCAUGAACAAAACACGUGGGAACCUAUAGAGAACAUGGAAACAUGCAAACACUUAUUGGAGGCAUUUGAGAAACAGUUAGCACGACAGAAGGAACUGAAGGCCCUUAGAGCGCAGCAACAACAGCAACAGCAUCCUGUGCAGGUGAAACAAAUCAGCACACCUUUGCCACAGGUCGUGAAACAAGUAGUCAAGAAAUCUGAUAGCCCCGCCAUGACGCCCACAGGGCGUCUACAACGCACUAGUAAAGUACGUGCGUUAGAUCAAGUGAAGGCGUGGUGCGGCGGCGAGGACGGCGAGUCGGUCCCCAAAAAGGUCAAGAAGGAAAUGUCCAGUGAAGAUGAAGAAUUCUCAGACUCUGACUCUAAAGCCGAGAAAAAAAUGCUGAAUGGUCAAUCUUCACCAAAGUCUACUCUCGACCCUGAGCUUGUGAAAUCACUCGGCCUCGGCGGAAAAGGCAUGCCGAACAUAAAGGGAGUCAUCAAAGUUGACCCUAAACAUAUGCCCAACCUUACCACAGGUGUGUACAUAAUGUCAAAGAGUUCAGGAAUUAUGAAGAUCGACGCGCCAGGAAAGUUGGGCCCAGGGCUAAGUCUCGACCAGGAUAUCAUAAGAAAACAGAUUAUGGCUGCGAAACAGAAAAAAGUGGAGGAAACAAAGAAAUCGACGACUUCCCCGCGCACCCCCAUGCCGUCAACACAAGUAAAGAAAACAUAUAAUUCUGGAGGACAGCAAGUAACAGAAAAAACAAUCAUCACUCCCUCUGGACAAAAAAUAAUUCAGCGUACGAUACAGCGGCCAUCCAGUAUGGGCUCAGAUGGAAAAUCACCAGUCACCAUACUUAACAAGAAAUUAGCACAGGGCGAUAGUUUGCUGCGUCGCGGUGGGUCUGCGCGCGGUCGUGGUCGGGGCGCGUACGCCAUAUCGACAGCGGGCGGUAACAUCGUGCGCAUCAGAGACAAGACACCCCAACCCAUACCAUUUGACUUUGAUCAGUCGGACGCGUCGUCAGAUACGUCUGAUGGCAUCGAAGACCCAUUCCCGCGCGACCUGGGCCCACUGCCGGCCGACAGCCCCGAGCGGGAGCUGACUCUGUGCCCGCUGACAGGGCGGCGCCUGGCGCGUGCCGAGGGCGAGCCCACGCCACCGCCCACGCCCAGCCCCCCUCCCGAGCCCGCGCACCCCACCACACCGCCGCCGCACCAGCCCACUGUGGUCAUGAAGGUCGAAAUGUCUCCUGGUGGAACGACUGGCAUGUUAGUACAGGGCGACGGUGCACAGCCGUCACUUCCUGUGCUUACAGACGAAGACGGCACGGAGGUGAAAGUAGAGGCGAGCGCAGUGAAACAACUCCUCGAAGAAGGCGUGGGUGUUGACGAGGGUGAUGAGGUCAGCUUGCUGCACACGGGCCACCCGCCCAUCAUGAUACGAGGGGAAGAUGGGGUUCUAUAUCAGGUGGCUGGUGAGAAUGAAGCUGGACAGACACUCCUUGUGGCUGCAGAGGGAGUUGAGGGCGCUGUCGAGGGAGUGGAGGGCGCCGUGGAAGGCGAGGGAGACGUCAUGUACGUUACAAGAGAAGAUGGACAGGACGUGCUGUCGUUAGACCCAUCGCAGCUGGCACAGCUGAUGCCGGGCGGCGAAGCGGCGCCGGCGCUGCAGCAGGUAGCCGUGCAGGUGGAGGGUGAGCCAGGCGAGGACGCCACGCAAGUCAUCGCGCAGCUGUUGCAGGCCGACCUGCCUUCACCUGGUGGUACCCGCCGCGUGGUCCUGUUGCUCCCGGAUGGGACGCUCACAAUGACAGAGCUUGAUAAGGAACAGUAUGAGUCGAUAACAGAAGCAAGUAAAGCCCAAGAAUAAAGACAUCUGAAUAGACAGUGACAAUGUAAUACCACUUACCGGCAGUGUGUUCGCCGGAUCACAAUACAAUUGUACGCCAAUAAAAUAUAUGGAGAUAUUUCACAAUGGUGAAAUAGGUCGUACGAGACAGCCAAUCUUGUUGGGCAACAUUCUUAAGCCGAGUUUAAUAACUGAUAAGGAUCACAUCUGAAUCCUAUUACAAGAAUAAACAAUCAAGAUAAGUCAUUUAUAAGCAUGUCAACAAAACUUUAUUCUCAUUAGUCCAUUUUUGUGAUCAGGUUGGAUCGCGAAAAAUUAGGAUUGCAUGUUAAAGGCAAGGGUUAGUCGUGAAACAACAACUAGGUCAUAAAUAAAAGGCCUAAUUAUAUAGGAAAUUACAAACUUAGAUGGUAAUGUGUAGUAAAGUUCACCGAAAAGCUAGCUGAAUUGAGUAAGUUAACAAAAACAAUAUAUUUGAGUCGAAUUUGAUAAUUUCCUUAAUUAGGAUAGCUGAUACAUUUUUUGCGAAAGACUUUUAUGCAAAUCUGGCAUUGUAUAUUGUCAGAAGUUUGUAGUUAAAUCAUGUGACAAGGAUGUUGUAUAUGCAAGUUCCUAUAAAGAACAGCGACACGGCAUAUUAUUCCCGUAUUCUGUAUUUUAGAAAUUACAUGUCUUCAUCAUUAGCUUAAGUUUCCUCAAGAAGUUCUCCGGUAGGAAACACAAAUCCAGAUUCAAAGGAAUGUUUCAAUUUAAAACAUGCUGUAUGAAAGUGUUUAAUGAAUGUUAUGUAAAUAAGUAUGUAUAUGAGACUGUUGAUACAUUGUACAAGUGGUGUAGUACUCCUCAAUCUAUGUGCGCGUGCGCAUAAAGCGCGACCCGACAGCUACUGUUUUCAGAGAUCUAAUAAAGAAAAGAGGGGUAACUAUAGUGCGUGUGAUCCUACUAUCGUCAAAGCAGACAAAAAGAUUGAGAGACAAUUAUACACAUAAUAAAACUAGGUUUAUUGUAUGUUUAUGGAAUACGUAAAAAAAAUACUUUGAUGUAUAAAAAAUAUAUUUUAUCAAUGUAUAAUAUGACUGACUGAAAUCAUUUGGCUAAUUACAGAAAUGAAUAAAUGUUCCACAUAAUAAUUAUAAAUAAAAAUUCACUUCUUUUAUUACAAUUGUUGUAGUGUAUUGACUACUAUGUACAUUUGAAUACAAAUACUGUGAAAAUAACGAUCAAGCGGCUUUUAUGACAUAUACAUACUAUUUUUGAGUCUGCAGUUUUAGGUAAUCAUAUUAACAAAAUAACUUGACUAUUCAUUAGAGAGAAUAUGAUAUCAUAAAUACAAUUGUACCAAUUUAUAGACUUUCGAUAAAUAAUAAAUUCUCUUGUAAACGCUAUAACGCUCAAGUGGAUAAAUGGGCCAACAAAUUAAACUCAUUUGUUGUAUUCAAUAUGUUCUUGUUUCCAAUUCCUUAGGAAAAAAAAUGUUGUACUAUGCUAAUCCUUAAUUUAUUCCUCCAAUAUGAUCUGUACUAUUUUAGAAAAAAUAUUUCAUAUCUGCUCUUACAUCUAAUAGUUACACACACAAUAGUGUCCCAUUGUAAAUAGAUUUCCUGACUUUAGUACUUUAGAACAUUUUACAUAGACUGUAUUCUAAAUACUUAGAUAUUAUAGGACUAGGUUGGAUUUGUACUAAUAUUGCGGUUGAACGUUGAAUCAUUAUUAAAAAAUGAAUUUGAAUGAAUACUAUAUGAUAUUUAUGGACUCCAAAUGAGUAUAUAAAAAAACCAUCAACUGCAUUGUUAGCACGGAUUCAUAAUUUAUUAGCUUAUAAUUAUCAAUUUUAUUUGUUUCUUCAAUUUAGUAAAAUAAUAAAAUUAUUUACAAUAUAA